AUGGAAUUAGAACGCAUCGUGUCAAGACGCCUACACGGUCAGCCACUUGUUCUGAACCUGGUGACCAGCUCGCUCCGUGACCACCUCAGCAGCCACGCCCCCUACAAGGCUCUUCUGCUGUCCUUCCACGGGCCUCCAGGGGUGGGAAAGAACUACAUCAGCGGCAUGAUAGCCGGGGCUCUGUUCGAGGGUGGACUCCAGUCGCCGUAUGUUCACUACUACUCGGCAACGCGACAUUUCAUGCACAAGGACGAGGAACACAUAAUGCAGUACAAGGACAAACUUCAUCAAGAAAUUCCAGAAAAGGUACAAAGCUGUGAGCAUUCCUUGUUCAUAUUUGACGAGAUGGACAAAAUGGCACAGAAUCUGAUAGACACCAUCAAGCCUUUCGUAGACGAAAUCGCGCAUGUGGAUGAGAUUGACUUCAGGAAAACUGUGUUCCUGUUUUUAAGUAACACAGCAGCAGAACCGAUUGUCGACAAGGCUUUGGAGCUGAGAAGAAAUGGCGUUGACAGAGAGUCAUUCGCCCUUAAGGACUUUGAGCAAAUUAUCAUCAAGAAUGCACUUGGGGAACAACCUUGGUGCCCUAACAUACGCAUCGAGGGCCUGCAAGGAGAAGCAGGGGGCAACUAUGUCAAGACUGAGACCCGCGCUGACCGUCCAGUCUACAAACAUGAAAAAGCAGAGUUCUACCUGUUCUUUGACGGUAGCAGUUGGCGCGUGGCGGUAGAACAGCGAGAUGCUGCCUCAACGUUGGCAGUUCUUGAAGAUAAGAUGAUGCGACCAGAAGAAAGCGAGAAAUAUUGGAAGGUAUCACGGGGCGGCAGUUGGGAAGAAGUGCCUGAAAUUCGAAUUACCUGUCGAGAUGCUCCACCUGCCGGGGGACCCCACGUGUGCACGGAAAUCAAGAAGUAUCCUUGCAUUGAAAAAGUCACCGAGGAGCACACGUACACUUGCUACUUCUUUUGGACUUGCACCAGCCCGCCCACGUAUAGGAAAGCAACCUGCUCUCACACGCAGUACUACUGCUGCGAUGGAUUCAUGCAACGUGACAAAGAGUGUGUAAAAGGAACCGGCUUCUGGCAAGCAGAGUUACUGAGCCACAAUCUGGUAAACCAUGUCGUCCCAUUCCUACCUCUGGAGAGGGAGCAUAUAGAGCUGUGUGCCCGGGACGUCUUGUUGGAGAAAGGACUGGGACACUCAAUAACUGGGGCCAAACUAAGGCAGAUUUCCGAUGAGCUGUCCUACCUGCCUAAGGAUGGGGCAAUCCAAUAUGCUGUGUAUGGGUGCCGUCCUGUGAGAAGUAAAGUUAGCAUGCACAUCAAGUUGUGAUAAAAAAGGUAAAACAUUUUCCCACAAGUCUUGAUACCUCUACAACAAGGGAUACUGAGACACUGCCUUGGGUACCAUAUGUUGAAAGUCAAAUAAAAUAAAAAGUUAGACAAAGUGUAUGUAGCAAGAUUCAGCUUUUGAUUACAAAGGAUUAGGUUAUAUUUUCAACUCUGCUGCAUUGAACAAAAAAUAAGGUCUAAAACACUCACUGUAUAUACAACAUGGCUUCUUUGUUAUUUCAUUCCUAGACAAUUUAUGAAAAGCAUUCUAAAACAUGAGACUUGGGUUUAAUCAGGAGGACAUAAAGGACUAAUAAAAGUGUAACAAAAC
Messenger RNA from Branchiostoma belcheri (Belcher's lancelet), 1662 nucleotides. Its product is annotated as torsin-1A-like. The coding region runs from base 1 to 1332 and encodes 443 amino acids. The transcript has 9 exons. Lineage: Eukaryota; Metazoa; Chordata; Leptocardii; Amphioxiformes; Branchiostomatidae. Gene Ontology annotation, molecular function: ATP hydrolysis activity; ATP binding. The record is from RefSeq and is a predicted model, not a curated record.